Suillus paluster is the source of this 1175-nucleotide messenger RNA. RefSeq lists its product as uncharacterized. The transcript is spliced from 4 exons. Bases 193 to 951 code for a protein of 252 amino acids. The record is from RefSeq and is a predicted model, not a curated record. NCBI's taxonomy places the organism in Eukaryota, Fungi, Basidiomycota, Agaricomycetes, Boletales, Suillaceae.
GCCUUUUAGCUUGCGCUGGCUCGGUGAGUUUCCCGUCUUCUGAUCAAGUUUCGUUUGAGCCAGUCACUCAUCCUGCAAUCGCAGCGAGCCUCACAUUCCUUUGGUUAUCACGAUCCUUUUCCAAGCAAUCGUUUUUGACACCCUUGCGGUAUAUUUUGUUGUAUCUCCAGCCUCGAUUGCUUUGUGCUCGUGAUGGCUCCAUAUCUCCUUGAAAGAUCCGACUCCGCAGAUUCUUAUGCCACCCCUCCUGUCAGCACACCGGUGUAUAUAGUCGGUUUCACUCUCGCUGGAUUACUUGUUAUAUCUGCUACCAUAUGGAUUGCGUUGAGGCAAAAGCGUGCCGAACAACGGGGUACGGCUUUUCUCAAUGUACGAGGUGUUAUGAGAGAAACGGACGAACCCGUCAACCAUUUCCUGAGUGGUCAGCCAGCGACAUUUCCUGUCAUCUUCCCAGAAAAGGUCGUUGUCCCCCGUACUUCCAAUACAGCAAGACCUUCAAGACAUGACAAUGCUAUUCUCCCCUCGACUCCUCAAUUCCCUCCUGGCUUGCAUUCGCGAUCAUCCUCGCGAUCAUCCUCUCCUUCCCAAGCCCGACCAGUUCGACAACUUUUCCAACCAGUACUUCCCGAUGAACUCUCCCUUUCACGUGUGGGAGACCACCUGCACGUUCUGGAGUCGUUUGAUGAUGGCUGGUGCCUCGUCGCUCAAAAUAACCUCCCUCCUUCUCGUUCUUCGCUGUCAUUUUUAAAUCCCUCACGAUUUUCCACAAGGGUGGAGAGUAGCGGAGAAAAUGUCCAGCUUGGUCUUGUACCAGCGUGGGUCUUCAUCAAGCCCAUGAAGGGAAUGCGCGUGGAAAGACCUGUUCGCAGCUCCAGUGCAGGCGUACUCCAGGCUGGCUUGAAUGCUCCCGAGUCGAGAGACGCUGUAAUUUCUUGGUCCAACUUCUCUUGAAUCGAAGUUAGAAAAAUUCUGAUGGGGUAUGCAUCGAGUCUGUUGUUUUCCUUGCUUUAUCAUUUUCGGCGGGCCGUUUCAAAUAUUUUAUCAAAAUCUGCCGUGCAGGUAUGCUUAGAACUUCACUUGCAGUUCACUCCUCACGGUACAACUGUAUUGUAUACCCUCAUUUGUUGUAUCACUUGGCAUACAUAUACCAGUUCAGAAACUUCAGCAGAAAUGCA